AGGCGCGCGCAUCAGGGAGCGAGUGCGCACGCGCGGAGGGAGUCGCCCCCUCCCCCGGCCCCAGAAAGGCGGGAAAGGCGCCGCGGCGCUCCUGCCGCCUUCGGGCUCGGGAGGAACGAGUCUGGCGCCGCGCCGGGACCAGAGUCGCCUCUUCCGGGCGCAGCGUGUCUUGACGCAGCCUUCCUUGGUGCCCUUCCUCCAGGGGGGCCUGGCCUGGCCUCCUCCGGCUCCCAUGAACCCGCCCCAGGCAGCGUGGCCAGGGACCAAGGCGCGUCUGGGCGGCUCCGGGCCCGGCGCCUCCGCAGGCCCCCUGCUGCCGUCAAUUGCAAAUGUUUGUCGACUACGCUUGACCCUGCCCCCUGAAGAAUGCUCGCUUUCUCAGGAAGCAAAAAAUAAGAAUGAAAGAACAAAAAAGCAACUCUACCAUGUUCCCAACGGAUUAUCUGCAAGAAACUUACCACAUGGUGUGGUGUAUGGUGUGGUGCACAGAUCGGACGAUAAUCAUAACAAAGAAAUGGUGGUUUAUGGAUGGUCAACUCAUCAGCUGAAUGAAGAAAUGAAAUAUAUAAGAGAUGUGAGAUUAACAUUGGAAAAAGUAAGAAAGAAAAUGUAUGGAGAAUAUGAUGAUAUGAAACGGAAAAUCCAAGAGCUUACAAAUGAACUGGCAGUAUCAAGCGCUCAGCAGGAAUCAUUGGAAAAUCACGUACAAGUGCACUCUGCAGCUCUGGAUAGCUUCAAUGCAAUGAAUAGCUCAUUGACCUCAGCCUCAAUUGAGUUGCAGAAAACUCUAGUUGAUGUUACGUUGGAGAACACAGUUAUAAGAGAUCAGAUAAAGAAUUUAAAACAAACACAUGAACAGUCCAUGGAAAAACUGAAGGAAAAAGAAAAACAGCUGGAAACUGCCAGAGUGGAAAAUGAAUUGCUCAAACUCAAGGUGGAAUGUUCACAAGAAGCAAAUGCAGAAGUAAUGAGAGAGAUGACCAGAAAACUAUAUAGUCAAUAUGAAGAAAAGCUACAAGAAGAAGAACAGAGACAUAAACUUGAGAAAGAAAUCCUCAUGUCUGAAACAAAUAGACUGCUUACAGCCAUUGAAGAUGCAAAUAAGAAGAUGAGACUUACAGAGAUGAGUUUACAGGAAAAAGACCAAAGAAUUGGUGAGCUGGAUCAGUUCAUUCUGCGCAUGGAAGAGGAACGCCAUCAACUUCAAAAGCAACUAACAGAGUAUGAAAUACAACUUCAUGGAACAAACCUUCACAGCCAGUCAGGCAGAGAGAGGUCACACCAGUUGGAGGAGGUUACAACUAGUUUGCGAGAACGAAUCAAACAUCUGGAUGACAUGGUUCUUUGCCAACAGAAGAAGGUCAAGCACAUGGUUGAGGAGAUUGAGCUGCAAAAGAGAAAGAUGAAGCAAAAAGAACUGUUUAUAUUACAACUUUUAGAAAAAAUAUCAUUCCUUGAAGGAGAGAAUAAAGAAUUACAAGACCGUUUGGACUACUUGAUGGAGUCACAGUCAAGGACUGAUGUAGAAACCAGAGAUGUUGGAGUAGGGUGUAAUCUUCCACUGAGGAAAUUUAUGUCUAGACUUCCGGAUAAAGGUAAAAAGAUAGCCGAUUUUGCUGAGAAAUUGAAGAUUGCCAUCUUGCAAGAGGAAGAAAUAAGGAGAACAGCUGAGCUUUUAUCUGAUGUUAGAUUAGAGUUCCAGGAAAAACGAGAGGCAAUUGAAUCUAGCAAGCAAAAAACUGUUGUCAGCAGCAAGUCAGCAAGUCAAGAUCCUUUUCUUAUUUCUGAAUAUCCUGCUCCUUGUGUCAACAAUGAGGUCAAGUCAGCUCUGCAGAAGAAACAAAGUGUCUUGACGAAGAAAACAAGCAAAGCAAAUAAAAGUGAAUCAGCAAAGCAAACUCUUGAGGACACCAAUAUUCCUCAAGGAAACAAAACUGUUUCGGAGGGAUCAAUAGCCAGGCUUCCCGGAGAGGUUAAGGAGGCCCCUGGGCACAAUUCUGUAAGCAAAGAUGAAAAUCCAACGCAGUCUGCAAGCAGGAACAGCGAAGCACUGGUGGACGUCUUUGAAAGAAUGUCUGUUGGGAAGGGACAGUGGGGAAAAAUCUCUGAGGAAGGGCAGAGAGGCCAUCCUUUUCAAAGCCUUCCAAAUACACCACCAAAACCUCCACAUUACACUGAAGUGCUGGAAUGGAGAGUGAAGAACCCUGUGACAAAGAGAAGCAAUUUUAAAACCAACAUAUUGCCGGCUGAGUCAAGUAGAUUGUUUUGUGCCUCCCCAACUAUUUCUUCAGCCAGAGGUCCCCCCUCUUCAUUUUCUGCAGAGGAAAGACGCCGUAGAGAUAAGAAGCACUUGGAUGAUAUCACAGCUGCACGGUUACCACCUCUUCAUCAUGAGCCUAUGCAGCUGCUAUCCCUAGAAGAUUCAAUAGCGAUUCAAAUCCAACAGAAAGAAGCAUAUGAGGAAAUGCAAGCCAAGCUUGCAGCCCAAAAGCUUGCAGAAAGGCUUGGUGUUAAGAUGGCCUGCUAUGAGCCGGAGGGGGAGAUGGUCAGCAGCUACAGAGAAGUGAGGGAUGAAGAAUGCGACAGCUCAGCCGAAGACUGAGUCCAAGACAGAACCUGCAAGUGGACCCUGGGGUUUUACCUGAGGUGUUGUAAAGACUUACAGCAAAUCACAGUGGUUCUUUUCCUUGUGGGCUGCUGCAUUCUCACCCAAGGAUGUUAAGAGUGCUCACUUGCCAGAGGCCCUGGACAAACCAGCGCACUGCAGUGCUUUGCUCUUGCUUGCCAAGCAAGCUGGAUCAUUUUGGGAUCUUGUAGGGCACAGAAACAGCAGUUCACAGCAGUGUGCCUCAUUGGGCUUGCAAAGGAGUACAUCGACUCGACUGUGUCCCACCUCUAAAAGGACAGUGGUGAUACAGGAGCAGCCAAGUCAUGCCAUUUGCCUUCAUGUCUUUCCUGGGGCUGCUUCCAUACGAAUGCGGGAUGUAAAAGGUUACAAUAUUUUCUAUUUCCAAAUAUGCGUGUUGUGAUUCUAUAUUUUUACCUGGCCUUAAAAUUCAGGAACACAUGUUUCAAUGUGUGUCUCCUUGUGAUCCCCAGGGAAGAAAGGCUUCCUUGUAAAGAUGUAUUUUAAAUUGCUGUGAUAAAUGUAACAUACCAAGUUGCGCUACCUGUGAAGGCAUCCUUUGGAUCUGGGCUGGCCGAACUCUGGGUGCAGGGUGUCUCUCUCUCUGUUCUGCAGACCUCUGCUCAGAGGAUGAGGCGGUCCCACCCUUUGCAGAUGGAGCAUGUGAAACACAGAGUCCUGCUGGGUUUUUUUUGCUGCCUCUUGGCCAAACUUUGGUAAGAGUCACCGUUGUUGACAGGGCGGGGGAGGGUAGAUCCAGCUCUUGGUCAAGCAAUGGAGAAGGGUCCUAAUUCACCUGCUUUACAUGCAGAAAGCCCCAGGUUCAGUGCCUAGCAGCAUCACCACAUGGGGCUGGGUAGGUUUCCCGGUCUGAAACCCUCUGCCAGUCAGUGUGCCCCCCCCCCCAAUUUUGACCACUUAAUGUAUUCAUUAUUUCCUGACUGACUCCUCCCGCAGAUCCCCGACUGUGAAUUUGUGAUGACAAAAGGUUAUUGUGACCCCUGUCCUCACCCCAUUUGUCCUUUUUUGUAAUAGUCAUGCCCACUUUUCGAGGUAGGCCCUGCUCAGUGUGAAAUGUGGUCCCCAGAGGGUUGGCAACUAGUCAGUGUGGCCCUUGGCCUGAAAAUGUGCUAAAGAAAGGGUGCUCUGGAGUAGUGUCACUGAAGUUAAUGAACCGGAACUGCUCUGAGUAGGAGUUAGUUGGAGACAAGCACCUGUUCUGUGUCAUCCGUUGUCCCUGCUGCCAGCCUACUAAUGGCUAGUAGGUGCCAUAAAAGAUAGUGCCUCAUUCGAUCUUUUCUGGGAGCUUCUGAAAUUCAGCACAGUUGAGCUGGUAUGCCUCAAAGGCUUUCUUCUUCCCGCCAUCUAGCCCUGAGCAGAUUCCUGGCAGUGGUGUCUGCAUGGCAAUGGAGCCCUGGUGGGGGUCUUCCUUUCCCAGCCCCUUUGCCUAACACAAUGAAUGCCAGGUUAGUUUUUUUUAGCAGAAUUCUGCUUUCAAGACAGGCUUUCUCGUGAUGGUGGUAGAAUCCAUCUUGGGGUGCAGCACACUUAAAAAUCUUAAGUGCAUAAACUGACGCUCAUAUUGAGUGCACUUUAGGCUCGGGGCGGGGGCGCUUAGGAGUGGCACAGCCUCGUCCCCACCCAAAGGGUACAUCUGAUCAGAAUAGUGGUAGUGCUUGUUUCCUCAUCCAGAAGCCCAGAUCACUUUCUGAGAUUUUGUUUCGCUUCUCAUUAGUCUCUCUCUCUCUCUCUCUCUCUCUCUCUCUCUCUCUCUCUCUCUCUCUCAUCCUCAUCCUGCUGCAUCAUCCUCUGCUUAUCCCCCCCCCCCUGCACCAUUUCCUCUUCCCACUUGCUGCCCUCCAAGCCCUCGUCCCAGAUCCUUCCUGGAGCCUUUAAUUCUGCAGGGUUUUUUCCUUGGGCUCUUCUUGACUUUGACUUUGGAGUUUGCUGCCUGCUCCUUUCCCUCCACUUUCCUAAAGCCUUACCCAGUUGGGGAUACAUUUGCUCAGCCGUUGGCAGGCAGGUGAGGUAAACAAAACAUUUCAUCUGAUAACUGCGUUUAUGAGUAAGAAUUAGACUACGUUAUAAGGUCAGUUUCUAAGACUUGCACAUAAAACUCCAAAAGAUUUAUUGCUUGGUGGCGGCAAAUAUAUAGCCUACAUAUAUACAGCCUGCGUAUAAUCAAUCACACAAGCACACCUGCCCUACCUACUCCUGUAUCCGUCUCAGCCAUGGUCUCACCCCCGUGGUCUCACCCCCGUGGGACUUGCACAGGAGGAUACCAUGACAGGUUGUGCCUCACUUGUAGAGAGUGAGAUCCGUCCACCCUUAAUGGUACCCUAAAUUCAUCACCCCUCUUUGCUUCAUAGUAUAAUGAAUCUCACCCUAAUUAUAGUCUGUCUUGCUUUUUUUCCUUAAAAAUGAAGGUUAAGUGCAGGAAUUUACUAACUUCUAAUUAAUCUGGUGGAAAACUUUCUUUUCCUGACCCAUAUAAUUAUGCACCUCCUUCUGUUCUUUCUUACUUAAUUUUUUUUCAUGUUAAGCCCUUCUGAUUGUCACCGCACCAAUUGUAGCAAGGUUUUAAUGAUAGCUGAUGAUAAAUGUUAGUUUUCUUCAGACUGAAGGUAGAGUCAUAUGUCAUGUCUAAAGGCUCUUCUUUUUGCAAGCCAAGCAGGGUUUGGUUUUUUUUUUUUUUUUGUGGCAAAGGGCCAGGAAUUUUCAUGAAAGAAAACAUCAAAGUUGUAGAAGAAAUGAGAAUAUUAGUCAAGGAAGAUUCGCGGGGCUGCUCUCUGAUAACCUCUGCUAACGGACUUCAGAACUAUGUGGGAGCAACUUAAACAAACAUCUGGACACCAAGUUUAGCCAUCCCCAGUGACAGAACCCAGACAGAUCUUCUGGACUUGCAAUAAUAAAUAUCUUGGGGAAGCCUCCAUGAAUCAACUUUAAA
Messenger RNA from Rhineura floridana, 5573 nucleotides. It is a transcript of the gene MYZAP, whose product is annotated as myocardial zonula adherens protein. Gene Ontology annotation, biological process: transcription elongation by RNA polymerase II; intracellular signal transduction; maintenance of ER location. The record is from RefSeq and is a predicted model, not a curated record. Bases 233 to 2602 code for a protein of 789 amino acids. Gene Ontology annotation, molecular function: transcription elongation factor activity. The transcript is spliced from 15 exons. Lineage: Eukaryota; Metazoa; Chordata; Lepidosauria; Squamata; Rhineuridae. Gene Ontology annotation, cellular component: nuclear envelope; nucleus; RNA polymerase II, holoenzyme.